GAAAGUUAAUUUCACGAAUAGUAUCCAUGUAGUCUUCGCUCAACAACAACGAAUUUUCCUGUACUUUUGGUGAAAUUGUCAACAUUGUAUCGCAUCUCUAAGAUCACUUCGAACCGGAACUUGGAAUUACAGGUUAUACAAUAGAAUGGCGAAGACAUCAUCAUCUGCUCAACAUUAUCUAGAGUGUGACAAUUGUGAAGAAAAUCCUGCACAAUACUUCUGUAAGAUGUGUGCAGGUCACCUAUGUGAAACGUGUAAAAGCGACCAUGGAAAGAGAAAAAUAACUCGAAAUCAUGAAAUUGUUUCCAUGACAUCAAACAACGAAAACCUAGUAGAUCUUAUGUAUUGUUCCACUCAUACAAAUAAGAAACUGGAAUGUUACUGCAACCUUUGUAAAGAACCAGUAUGCACAGAUUGCAUUAUUCGAUCUCAUAAUGGACAUUCUGUAAAAUCUUUGUCUACCAUUUACAAUGAAUUAACAGAUCACUGUAAGAACAGAAAAAAAGAAAUAGAAAAUGUACUGCUUCCAAAGCAUAGAGAGGUGCUUGCUAAAGAAAUAGAAAAACGAUCAGCAUUUACAAUGAAAGCCGACGAAAUUCAGAAGAAAAUUGAUGCACAUACACAAGAUGUAGCUAAGAUGGUAAAACAUAUUGGCGAACAGACUGUUGAAAGUUUACGAAACGCAGAAAAAGACGGGCUGCGGGAAAUGGAUAAAUUCACAGACAGCAUAAAAGAGAAAAUUAACCAACUUCAGCUCAUGAGUAUACAAAUAUCAGAAGAACUUGAAGCCAAACCUGAUAUUUCUUUUUUUAUGUUUACCAAAUGUAAUGAGCUGGACAACUUUCAAUCCUUACCUACACCUGUUGAUUACACACUGACCGAUUUUCAGCCUCAGCACAUAGAUAAAGAAAUGAGCCUUGGAAAACCACCAGUUCUGCAAAGUUCCCAACAAAAGCCUCAGCACAAAUAUAAAGAGAUGAGCCUUGGAAAACCACCAGUUCUGCAAAGUUCCCAACAAAAGGUAAAAUGUUGUGUUUAAUUAGAUAAAAACCCUAUAUAACAUUUAUUAGGAAAAACGUUAUGUGGGCACAUAAGACUGGUCUGUUUGUCUGUUAAUAUGUGUGUUUGCUAUUAUUGGAAAGCAUAUAUUUCUCACCUUUGUCCUAUCAUUCCUAACACUGUUUU
Molecule: messenger RNA, 1185 nt
Organism: Magallana angulata
Lineage: Eukaryota; Metazoa; Mollusca; Bivalvia; Ostreida; Ostreidae
Product: transcription intermediary factor 1-beta-like
Exons: 3
Coding region: 146-1039 (297 amino acids)
Molecular function (GO): zinc ion binding
Source: RefSeq, a predicted model, not a curated record